AUGGUAAGCGUCGAUGGCAAUGCUUCGAACGAAGCUUCUUGGACGUCACCUGGUGUGGGUAUCACAGCUGGAUAUGAUGGAAACAGUGAGACAUUUCGCAUAUUCAUCGUCUUCUUUCUGGGCCUGGGAAUCUACAAUGCUUGUGUGAUCAUCGCUUCCGCUCUCUUCUACUUUAAACACUACCGCGGCUUGUAUUUCUGGUCGUUGGUGACGGCUGGAUGGGGAAUUAUUCCUUACUGUGUGGGAUUUCUGAUCAAAUUUAUGAACAUUGUCACGGGCAAGGGGAUAUGGAUUGCGGCUGUGCUGGUCACUAUGGGAUGGUACCCCAUGAUCACUGGCCAGGCAGUUGUUCUAUGGUCACGACUACAUCUGAUCGUGUCGGGCCAGAGAGGAGACAGAAUUCUUCAAUGGACUAAAUACAUGAUCAUCACGAACGUUCUCAUCUUACACGUGCCGACAUCGAUCAUGGCCGCCGGGGCCCAAGGUACAAUCCGCACCACAACUUUCGCGCGAGGGUACAACAUCAUCGAAAAGGUCCAAAUGGUCGGUUUUUUUCUCCAAGAGACCAUCUUAUCGUCCAUCUACAUCACAGAAACCGUCCAUCUCCUCCGCAGUUCAUCGCAAGCCGGCGGACGUCAACAACGAAGGACCAUGCAACAACUCAUCGCCAUCAACGUCACCAUCAUUUCCAUGGAUCUCGUCUUAUUAGGCGUCGAAGCCGCAUCCCUCUACAUUCUCCAAAUUCUCCUCAAAGGCCUCGUAUACUCAAUCAAGCUCAAACUAGAAUUCGCCAUUCUCACCCGGCUAGUUUCCAUCGUUCCCGACGGUUCUACCGGCCCAUUGAAUUUCAUCACUUCCAAGGACAAUAUGGAAGUUCCCAUUGAGGAAAUCGUCGACUUUGGCAAGAUUAAUUCGGAUAUUACUCAUGCGGCUACGCCGACUAUGGGGCCCGGCGGCAGGCUGCGGAGGAAUAGCGAGUUGGAUGUCGAGAUUGCACGAUUCGAGCAUGUUCAUAAGGGCGCACUCUGGUCGGAAUCUGGUGCUCAGCAGCAUGUGCGGUAUGCUGAUGAUGUUGGGCUGGAGAAGGUGUAG
Molecule: messenger RNA, 1092 nt
Organism: Sphaerulina musiva SO2202
Lineage: Eukaryota; Fungi; Ascomycota; Dothideomycetes; Mycosphaerellales; Mycosphaerellaceae
Exons: 4
Coding region: 1-1092 (363 amino acids)
Source: RefSeq, a predicted model, not a curated record